AUGCCUAUCAUCAAACGAUGGGCCAGCACAAAUGCUGUCGGCACUGAGAAGCUCGUCUUCAGACACGAGUUCCCGGUCAAGCGGUUCUGCAGAAUGGAAAAGCUCCGAGAUGCGCUCGGAGAUAUCUUUGGCUCGGAUGAAUGGGUUGUCGAGUACGAUGGAGAUAAUCUCGUCAUCAAGGUGGGAAGCAGGGUUGAUCUCAAGAAGGAGUUGAAGGCGCGUGGUAUUAUCUACAAGUCUAUGUGUACAGCUCGGGCUAGUCUCUGGCCGCGCCUGGUCCCCGUGAUCGUUCAUUUCCCCGCUGUCGCUUUCGAGUCGGACGUCCUCGCAUGGUCUUCCUUCAUUGUUUCACAUCAUCCGCUCCAUGCGACACUCCGAGAUGCCGUCCCCGCUGCAAGGUCCGAUCCCGCGACCGCGAUGCGUGAGCCAGGAGCGCUGUGUGGUCCCAGUACCGUUGACCCCAAAGAGCUGGAAGUCGACGAGAACAUAUUCCUGAUUCCUACAUCCUCUCCGCAGCCGACGACUCGCCGCCUGAACCAUGACUGGCCCGCAAUCACUGGCGUUGCUUUCCUACGACAGCAUAAAAUAGAUCCAGUUGCUCCUGAUAACGACUAA
Fusarium fujikuroi IMI 58289 is the source of this 615-nucleotide messenger RNA. RefSeq lists its product as uncharacterized. The transcript has 2 exons. The record is from RefSeq and is a predicted model, not a curated record. Bases 1 to 615 code for a protein of 204 amino acids. NCBI's taxonomy places the organism in Eukaryota, Fungi, Ascomycota, Sordariomycetes, Hypocreales, Nectriaceae.